This is a messenger RNA of Osmerus eperlanus (European smelt), 1511 nucleotides long. RefSeq names its product coiled-coil domain-containing protein 171-like. Bases 2 to 1225 code for a protein of 407 amino acids. NCBI's taxonomy places the organism in Eukaryota, Metazoa, Chordata, Actinopteri, Osmeriformes, Osmeridae. The transcript has 9 exons. The record is from RefSeq and is a predicted model, not a curated record.
UAUGUGGGCGCUGGGACGGAGGUCUAGGCUGCUGUUUAGACUGGCCACGCCCCCUGUGUGUGUGAGGGGGGGGGAGAUGGGGGAGAUGGGGGAGGGGGGGAGGGCAGGGGUGUGUGUGAGGUGGCUCCGCAGCCAGCAUCUCUCCUCAGACAUCCUGGAGGCCAUGACACCACUGCAGGAGGCCCUGGUACACACAGACUCCUCCCCCCCAGACGUUCUGUCUGCGGCCCGCAGCAGUAUGUCCCGCCUCCUGCACCUCCUGCUCCACCAAUCAGAUGCCAGCUCCAGCCUCCCUUCCUGUGGAGGAGACAAGUGUUCCCUAGCUAGCAGACUGGGCCGAGGCCUGGUCCAGCUCAACACCAGAGAACACAGCAGCCAGUCCUUAGUGGCCACACUGCAACAGCACUUCCUGGUUUUCACCCAACGGCUGCACUCGGCUGAGGUGGAGAGGCGGGGCCUGCGGCUGGAGGUGGCCUGUCUGAGGCAGGCGGGGCAGAGCUCUGCCCCCUGCUGUCAGGACCCCAAAGACCAGGGCCCGGCAGAGCGUUUCCAGAGGGUGUGUGUGGAGUUGAGGAAGGCUCUGGACAGAGAGCACACAGCCCAGAAACUGUUGCAGGAGCAGAGCCAGAGUCUAGCGGAAGCGAAGCGGGAAGUCCGUCGUAAGGAGCAGUCGCUGAGGAUUCUGGGUAAGCACCUGUCAGCGCUGCAGCAGGAGAGGAGGAGCCUGGAGGAUGCACUGCACUCUGCUGCCAGGAGUCAGGACUCCCUGGUCAGCUACAUGAGGACAGCAGAGAGCAGCUACAGAGAGGCCAGGGAUAGUAUCCUCCAAUCACAGGGCUCUUUAGUGAGCAAGGACCGCCCCCUCCUGCUACCCCGGAUGCAUCUGGAGCCGGCGGGAACAGACAGGAUUAUGGGAGGACAACAUGUGGUGGCCUGCCAGAGCCUAUUGGCUACCUUCUCUGAGCUGUGGCAGGCAGCCUGCUCCAGGAUUGGUGCGUUGGAACAGGAAGUGUCCGCCCAGAAGCAGCAUGUCUCCGCCCUCAGGGCGGAGCUUAAGGACGCCUGCCUCAGAGAGAGCCUGGCCCUCGUCCCCGUGGCCGAGCCCCGCUCCCCUGACCCGGCCUCUGUCCUGCUGAGGGGGCCCCCCUCCUCCCUGCCCCCCAGGGCAGCUAAGGGCCCAAAGAAGCACCCCAAGAAGAGCCGGACUGGGACCCCAAGACUCUGAGCAGGAGUUAGAGACCCAGACCCCCCCUGGAGGACCAGCCCCCCCUGGAGGACCAGCCCCCCCUGGAGGGCCAGACCCCCCCUGGAGGACCAGCCCCCCCUGGAGGACCAGCCCCCCCUGGAGGACCAGCCCCCCCUGGAGGGCCAGACCCCCCCUGGAGACCCAGACCCCCCCUGGAGACCCAGACCCCCCCUGGAGGGCCAGCCCCCCCCUGGAGGGCCAGACCCCCCCUGGAGACCCAGACCCCCCCUGGAGACCCAGACCCCCCCUGGAGACCCAGACCCCC